AUUGGGGACAAGCAUUAAGCAUACUCAGAGCCUCAGAGGAUGCCCAAAAUCCAAAGAGUUCGAAAUCGGCCCAUUGAAAUAUGAGAUCCAACCCAAAAUAGUCUGUUAGGCUUUGGUUGGCCGAUUUGGCGGGAAGAGAGACGACUUCCUCGCGAUUUGGCGGGAAAGGGUUCGUACAUAAACGACAUAUUAACCCUUGAGCGCGGGAAGCCGACGGCAAGUUCUCUUCCUCAGAGAUUUGAAGGGUCAGACAAGCAAGAAAUCCUCAAUUAAGUAGUAAGUAGCUUCAAUCAAAGAUAGCGGAAACAAAAAUGGUGGGUUUACCGUACGAUUGCCUUGCAAACCCCCUUGGAGCCGUCCGAUUCACGUUCGAGAAGGCGCUCGCUUCCGCCUCCGCUCCGGCAGCACUCGAAGGCAAAGACUGGGGCACAUCUGAUCUCUUCCAGAGAUUUUUAUUUGAAGACGAUGGCAUUUCCCAGGUACCUAUGUUAACUCCUACAACUAUAAGAUCUCUUCAGACCAACACUCUGGUUAGGUUCCGAGGCAUGAUUCAGGACAUGCUAGGCAAUGAGUUUUAUGUUGGAGCUUACAAGGAUGGAGAUGUGUGGAGAACAAAUAAGUUUUCUGAUGUAUCUCAAUUCCCCAUGGAACCAUCGUCAGAGACUCGAAUGUGGGAACGCCGUUUACUCUAUUGUAUUCCGGUUCCUGGACAGAAUGGAUGGACUGAGCACUACUGGGGAACUCAAAUGAACCCACUUACAAAUUACACAUCCUCUCCUAGGCAGAAGCGCCAGAGGGAGGAUGAUAUCUCCAUGGACGAUGUUGAAACCCAUGCUCCAGAUCAUGACUUUCAAGAUUCAUCAUCUGGGAAAAGACAGCGAGAGGAUGGUGUUUCUUUGCAGUCUCCUUAUUUGGAGAAUGAACUUGCUGGAAACUGUUCUAGUAGCUUUGUGCCUGCUUGUGACAGAAGUUUUUUUCCCUGUCUUUUGAAGGUAUAUGAUUCUCCCGAGUCGGAGAUAAAGCUGAAUGAAGUUUUUGAAUUCGUUGGUAUCCUCAGUUUUGAAACGGAGGUUGCAAAAGAUGAGAUUGAUGAGUUUGAUUAUGGUUUAUGUGAAGAGGACAUGACUCAUCUUCCCCCUGUCAAGGUUCCUCGCAUCCAUUGUCUUAGUUACAGGAAACUUGCAGCUCAUGACUUUGUUUCGAGUUCCCCUAUAUUGGAGCCCAAAUCCCACAUUGUCAAAGGAAUAAGAGAUUCACUGUUGAGCCAUCUUACAGUUGUACUCGGGAAUGAUGGAUUGGCAGCUCAGUUCAUGUUGUUACACCUUCUAUCAGGGGUUCAUGCCAGGGUAGAUGCUGUAGCUGUAGGAAAGCUUUCCCUAAAUCUGACUUGUCUUGGCAAGGAAAGCAGUUCUAUAUUUGGAAAUCGUCUCAAUCUUGCAAUCAGAAACCUUGUGCCGUUCACACAUUCUCUACCACUCACUGUUGAUUAUCUUAAUUCUGUUUCUCUUUCCCCGAAAAAGGAUUAUCAGACCAACAGACUUGUGGCUGGAGCUUUACAAUUAGCUGAGGGGUCGCACUUGACAAUAGAUGAGACUCAACUACAAGCAGGGACCCUCAAUUCAACUGGAGUUGAAAAUGCAAGGGUAUUAAAAAUGCUGAUGGAGUUUCAAAAGGUGGAGUACGAUUUUACGUACUAUAAGAUGGAGAUGGCUGCUGAUGUUCAAAUUUUAAUUCUUUCCGAUGGAAAAUCCAAUAUAUUGCCUGCUGAUUUGGUCUUGCCAUUCCGUCCAUCAUCAGCAGAUACCUUAGAUGGUGUGGAGCCGGAAAUACUAAAAGCUUGGAGAUGGUACUUGGCUACUGUGAGAUCAUUGACUCAUUCCAUUGAGCAGGAGAUGCAGAAGGUAAUAAAUACCAUUUGCAAUAUGUGAGAUUCUUUUUGCAGCAGAGUUGUUGCUAAUAUUGGCAGACAUGUUGUGCAGGUGGUAGAAGAUGACUUGGUGGCGGCAAGACAAGCUGACAGAAGCUUAGGCAGCCAAGACCUAAGCAGGUUGCUUACAUUAGGGCGUUUGAUGUCGGUGAGCUUUGGUGAAACCAGUUUGUUGUUGGAACACUGGCAGAUGGUGAAGGAGCUAGACAGACUUAGAAAGGAAAGGCUGCAGGGGAGUGCAUAAAGCCAAAGGGGGAAAUGGGGGAUAGAUAAAGAAAAGGGUCAUAAAAGUUGUGUAAAUUGUUCUCAAGUUGGUGAAAAAAACAAAUGUAUCAAUGUAACCUAUCACUAUGACCCAAGCGGGAUGUUGCUUCAUAUGUAUCUAUACUCCAAGUUUUCGAUCAUUGCUUCAUGAUGGCGAGUUUUACGACUGUCUUUGUUAUGCAAAUUAGGUUGCUAAGUUGUACAUAUGGAUGCUCCUUUUGUUGAAAGCUACCUUUUUUCUUUUUUUUUUCCGGUCUAGAAAGUUAGACCGCAGUUAACUAAAUGUAUCAAGUUUGAAGCUGAGUUCGUAAGAGAAGUAAGAUUCUGCAAGUCUGCAACCAAACUCUUUCUUUU
Molecule: messenger RNA, 2545 nt
Organism: Oldenlandia corymbosa var. corymbosa
Lineage: Eukaryota; Viridiplantae; Streptophyta; Magnoliopsida; Gentianales; Rubiaceae
Source: the annotation of a GenBank genome assembly